AUGGCAGACUCGGGUUCGGAUUCUCAUGGUGAUAAGCGCGCUGCGGGCUACGUGCACAGCACGUGGAAGAUGAAGAAGCCUCUACGAUCCUGCGUGCGCUGCCGCAAGAAUAAAAUAAAGUGUGACUCGGCCACGCGGCGGCCGAAGCCGUGCUCGUCGUGCUUAAAAAAGGGCGUGGGCUGCGAGCUGGAGUACGUGAUUCCCCCGCAGCGCUCGAAAGAGCUGCGCUCGCUCUAUGAAAACGUCGCGUACGUGCGCCUGAAGCUGAACGAGUUGAUGGAAUCAUGCGAUCAGCUGCUGGACUACUGCCAUGCGAGCGUGGACGCGUAA
Molecule: messenger RNA, 330 nt
Organism: Eremothecium gossypii ATCC 10895
Lineage: Eukaryota; Fungi; Ascomycota; Saccharomycetes; Saccharomycetales; Saccharomycetaceae
Product: Zn(II)2Cys6 transcription factor domain-containing protein
Exons: 1
Coding region: 1-330 (109 amino acids)
Biological process (GO): regulation of DNA-templated transcription
Molecular function (GO): DNA-binding transcription factor activity, RNA polymerase II-specific; zinc ion binding
Source: RefSeq, marked provisional